This is a messenger RNA of Spinacia oleracea (spinach), 1642 nucleotides long. RefSeq lists its product as uncharacterized. Lineage: Eukaryota; Viridiplantae; Streptophyta; Magnoliopsida; Caryophyllales; Amaranthaceae. Gene Ontology annotation, molecular function: RNA binding. The record is from RefSeq and is a predicted model, not a curated record. The transcript has 8 exons. The coding region runs from base 164 to 1303 and encodes 379 amino acids.
UUAAGAGAAAAAAAAAAAAAAAAAAUCUGACCAUUUGGGCUUCAGAUUGAAGGUUUUAGCCUCUUUUUAGGGUUAUUAUUUUCAGGGUUUUAGGGUUCAUCUUUCUCUCUCUUCUCAAUCGCUCUCUCUUUGCCAAAUCCUCUUUCCUCAAUCGUCAUCAACCAUGGACAAAUACACCAGAGUUGAGAAGCCUAAGCCUGAAAUCCCGAUUAACGAGAAUGAAAUUCGCAUCACUACUCAAGGUCUUAUUCGCAAUUACAUCAGCUAUGCCACCACUCUUCUUCAGGAGAAGAAUGCCAAAGAAAUUGUUUUAAAAGCAAUGGGGCAGGCAAUUAGCAAAACUGUGGCUAUUUCAGAGAUAAUAAAGAAAAGAAUCCCCAACUUGCACCAAGACAUUGUCAUCAGCUCCGUCAGUAUCACAGAUUUCUGGGAACCCAUUGAAGAGGGUCUAGAACCUAUGGAAACUAUGCGUCAAGUAUCAAUGAUCUCUAUCACUCUAUCAACUGAAGAGCUAAACAAGAACUCUCCAGGGUAUCAAGCUCCAUCCCAGAAUGAGCAACCGAAACAGCAGAAUUACUAUCAGCAGCAGCAACUUCAACCUAGACAAGAACGUGGUGAAUCAUAUGGUCGCGGGCGUGGUAGAGGGAGAGGCCGAGGCCGAGGGCAGAACUGGGGAAGGGGCGGCUAUGGUUCAUAUCAGGAUAAUGGAGGUUACUCAAACUGGGGCAGAGGAGGUGGACGAGGUAGAGGCUGGGGGAGACAUUAUGAAGGUGACUAUCAAGUAAGCCAAGACAACGGUUAUCAAGUGAGAGGAGACAAUGGCUAUCAAGGAGCCCGGGAUGGUGGAUAUCAAGGAGCUCGGGAUGGUGGGUAUCAAGGAGCCCGGGGCGGUGGGUAUCAAGGAGGGCGGGGUGGUGGGUAUCAAGGAAGGCGGGGCGGUGGUUAUCAAGGAAGGCAGGGAGGUGAUUAUCAAGUAAGACAGGACAGUGGGUAUCAAGGAAGACAGGACAGUGGGUAUCAAGGAAGGCGAGACGGUGGGUAUCAAGGAAACCAAGAAGGUGGAUACCAAGGAAACCGAAACAGUGGAUAUCAAGGAAACCAAGAAGGUGGGUACCAAGGAAACCGGAACAGUGGAUAUCACGGAGAUCGAGAUGGUGGGUAUUAUGGUGAUAGAGAUGAUGGGUAUCGAGGUGGUCGAGGUGGGGGGCGAGGUUAUGGUAGAGGCAGGGGCCGUAGUCGUGGUCGUGGUCGUGGUCGAAUGGGAGGCCGCUCUCAAGGUGAUACAAAUGUUGAUCAGGCUUAAAAGGGUUCCCUCCCUAAUUUCCUGAUCUUUUUUCUGAAAUACUCGCUUUGGCUUGCAUGUGCUGCGCUUUACUUUUUUCAGAACGAAAAGAAGAAUGAAAACAAAAAAAAAGAAGUUGCCUUUGAUGCAUUGAUAGUAAUGGGUUAAGUGUUGUGGUGGGUAAUGGCAUAAGGUUUUGUCGAUCUUUUUGCAACGCUAUGAUAAAAAUGACUAUUAGAAGAAGGCUUGGUUUUCUAUAUGCUGUUUUUUUAAUCUUUUAGCCUAAAGCAGGUAUCAUCAUCUCUGUAAUCAAUCAAACCUCAAUCUGUAGUGUAAUAGAAAAUGCAAUUUUUUUGUCCA